Abrus precatorius (Indian licorice) is the source of this 954-nucleotide messenger RNA. RefSeq lists its product as uncharacterized. The transcript has 6 exons. The record is from RefSeq and is a predicted model, not a curated record. Bases 1 to 954 code for a protein of 317 amino acids. NCBI's taxonomy places the organism in Eukaryota, Viridiplantae, Streptophyta, Magnoliopsida, Fabales, Fabaceae.
AUGGCAGCCUCAUUGGAAUCACCUUCUCCUCUCAUCAACCAGGAUGAAGAGGGUUCCACUUCAACUCUUAAUGUUAUGGCUUCUUCUCCUCUGUUCACCCCAUCCUCUGAUAAACGUUUCUGGAGCACUCUCCGCAGCAGGAUUGACACGCUUCUCGAGGGGCGUCAACACAUCUCAUCUUCCACCUCUGUGAAUGAACAAGGCAAUAGAUUGAAGGAAGAUUCUUUAUUAUUGAUGAGAGGAUUUGACUCAGUUGCCCACACUCUCUCUCUAUUGUCUAAUAAUUUGGACAACGCCCUACAGGGUGCCAGAGAAUUAGGCAACCCACCCACAUUAACUGAUAUAUUCCACAGCAAAUUUGACAAUGUAGAAAAGAAAGAAGAGGAUUCAGGGGAGAAACAGAAAGAAGAGUCAAAGAAAGGAAUAAAGAGGAAAAUUGAUGACAAUGAUGCCUCUGAAGAAAAUGCCCUUGAGUCACAAACAGUGAAUGGGGUAAAUAUGCAAGAUAGGAACAUUAAGAGAGCAAAAAAUCUUGCAGUUUCAAUGGCAACCAAAGCAGCUUCGCUUGCAAGAGAAUUGAAGUUUAUUAAGUCAGAUCUAUGUUUUAUGCAAGAGAGAUGCGGUCUGCUUGAAGAGGAGAACAGAAGACUGCGUGAUGGAUUUGCAAAAGGUGUUAGACCCGAAGAAGAUGAUUUGGUGAGGCUUCAGCUCGAAGCACUUCUUGCUGAGAAGUCGAGACUGGCGAAUGAAAAUGCAAAUCUUACAAGAGAAAAUCAAUGCCUUCAUCAGCUUGUGGAGUACCACCAACUUGCAUCUCAAGAUCUCUCCGAAUCAUACGAAGAUGUUAUUCAGGGAAUGUGCUUAGACUUCUCAUCUCCGCCCCCAACAAUUGCUGAAGAAGACGAAAGUAGUGAACCACAAACACCCAGGAACGAUGGUGUAGAAGAAGAGUAA